Messenger RNA from Fusarium pseudograminearum CS3096, 567 nucleotides. RefSeq lists its product as uncharacterized. NCBI's taxonomy places the organism in Eukaryota, Fungi, Ascomycota, Sordariomycetes, Hypocreales, Nectriaceae. The record is from RefSeq and is a predicted model, not a curated record. Bases 1 to 567 code for a protein of 188 amino acids. The transcript has a single exon.
AUGAUGUUGUUAUAUCUCCUUCCAAGUUUCCAUUUCUUCGGCUCGAGCAAAAGUGACGACCUAGCUACCAUCCCGGAUGACACAGAGCCCAACGAGCCCUUGUUCCUCGACAUUUCCACCACCAGUAUACUUAAGAAGGAAGUGGGCUUCGGAUUGGUCGAGCCCUGGACAAGCAGAUAUGUUGCUGCCAUUUACGAGAAGAGAUCCAGGGAUGCUUUAUGGGCACGUUAUCACAUUUUUGGGGAGGUUAUUAAUGGUACUAUCGAAGAAACCAAUUUGACAGUGCUCGAUCGUAUUGAGGAAGAUGCCAUGGAGUACAAAGUUAAUGAGCCAGAAUUGUUCAGCUACGCACUCUAUUUCUACGCAAACACAAACAGCAACGAUACACAUAGCGAGAUACUCGAUCUCCUAGCAAAUGUCAACCUCAAGGCUUUAAGAUCGAGUCACAUAUGGCAUCAGCUUCGGCGCAGAAAAUUGGCAGUUUACUCAUACGGCAACUGCUUGGCUCGGGUCGACCUGACAUGUUACUUGGAAACUCACAGCCACUCGGUUCAUCGGGGAUGCUAG